This is a messenger RNA of Entrophospora candida, 564 nucleotides long. Lineage: Eukaryota; Fungi; Glomeromycota; Glomeromycetes; Entrophosporales; Entrophosporaceae. The record is from the annotation of a GenBank genome assembly.
AUGCUAAAUCAUGUAUAUAGACAAGACAUUUCAACUAUAGUUCAUGAUUCUCUUAAAAAAACUCAGAAUAAACCAAACAAAACAAAUGGUCAUUCUAAAUUGAUAAAACCAACAUCAAAAUUUCUACUUGCUAAUAUUUAUGAUCAUAUAAAUAAACAACAUUUCGAAUCAAAUGAAAUUAUUGAUGGAUUAAAAAAUUUAAUAUCUUGUCUUGAUGUAUAUUUUGAUAUGGAACCAACAGCCAAUAGAAAGUCUAUUAACAAACAUACAGAACUCCAGUUUUUUGAAACAGCAGGGUUGUGUUCUGAUGAAUAUAUAAGAUGUACAGAACAAUUCUAUUCUGAGCCUAUGUCUAGUAACACUAUGAUUUGUAUGAAUGAAGAUGAUAAUGGAAAUUGCUGUGGAAAUGUUCUGUUAUUAUUUAAGUUUACAAAUUCCAAUUAUUUAAAUGAAGAUUUGGCUUUAAUUCAAUGGUAUGAUUUUAAAUAUAUAGAUGAUCCAAAAAGGUUUUACAAAUAUGAAUGUCCUUAUCUUAAAUUAACUAAAAGUUAUAAUAUUUGUUGA